Dracunculus medinensis (Guinea worm) is the source of this 732-nucleotide messenger RNA. Lineage: Eukaryota; Metazoa; Nematoda; Chromadorea; Rhabditida; Dracunculidae. The record is from the annotation of a GenBank genome assembly.
AUGUUAUCGGGACCAGCUGAAAUGGACGGCUUAAGUUUAUUAGCCCGUUUUUUCAACAAAAAAGAAUGCCAGUCAACGAAACAAAUGAAAAAAGAACCGUUAACAUUUUCAGUCCAAUUCCCUCCACCUGAAUGGAUAUGUAAUGCAAAUACGAUUAAUAUAAAUGACAAAUUUUUUAAAGACAAAUCAGUUCCAACGACUCAUAGAUUUUGUGCAUUUGCGGAUAAUUUUUGGGAUGAUGCAUUAAGGAAGCGAUAUCGAAUGAAAUAUCGUCGCUAUGGUGAUGAACGGUAUAUGUCAAGUAGUUCGGAAUGUUUGAAUUAUGGUCCAGUUGACCCACUAGAACGUUUACCAUUUUUCAACGAUGCUUUUAAAGGAAAACAUAUAAAACAACGGUCAGCAAAGCGACACGAUCGAAAAUUUAUCACUAAUGAUAUGACAAAUUCAACUCCUUUAAAUAAACGAUUGUCAGGUUCUAUAGAUAAUUUAGUUCCAACAGGUUCAGUUCUUCGAGGUUCAGAUUCAGCUUAUUCCCUUUCACCACUUGUUACUGAAAAUUCUAGGGAACGAUCGAAUAGUUCGUCAUCAUUAGCUAAUGAUAAUCACAGAAAAAGUAAUGAUCACACGUACAUCAAUAUCAGCGCCAGUAGUAAAAAUGAUAAGACUAAGUUUGAAGAAAUUAGUGAUCUUGAGAAAUCUUUGCCGUCAGCACUUCAUAUUUCGAAUGUUUAA